This is a messenger RNA of Chiloscyllium plagiosum (whitespotted bambooshark), 1683 nucleotides long. RefSeq names its product regucalcin-like. Gene Ontology annotation, biological process: L-ascorbic acid biosynthetic process. Lineage: Eukaryota; Metazoa; Chordata; Chondrichthyes; Orectolobiformes; Hemiscylliidae. Gene Ontology annotation, molecular function: enzyme regulator activity; calcium ion binding; gluconolactonase activity. The record is from RefSeq and is a predicted model, not a curated record.
AAUUUGAUCUCCCCACUCUGUCAUCAGCACAGUAUUUGAAGGGGUCAUGGCUGUGCUAUCAGGCAGCAUUUGUAAAUGAAUAAACUGCUUAGUUUGAGCUCUGCCAGGGUCACUCAGCUUCGGAUCUCAUGUGCAACCUUGAUUCAAACAUGAACAAAUGAGCUGAAUUCCAGCAGUGAAGUGAUAGUGGCUGCCCUUGACAUCAAAGCCACAUAUCGCAGAAGGGUGGGCCUAUUCUACACAGACGUACAUCAAACAAGAAGUGUUAACAGGGAUCAUUUUUACCCACGAUUGAUUAAAUCAGACCAGAGUGAAUUGUAUGCGGUUUAAGCUGAAAUCCAUUACUUCGAAAACUUCUGGAGCCAUCAGAACAUCUACAACUUGAAUUGUGAAAUCAGGAAAAACGCUGAUGGUGAAUAGUUGCAUCUUUUAAGUAUGCUGCUGUUCUGAUGUAAAGGCUGGUCUCCAAAUCCCAGCCACAGUUCCAGGGUUGUGAAUCUCCAUGGUGUAGAUGCGAAUUUGGGAUCGACUAUGUGUAACUGCAAGAUUAUAAAGUAACCCAAAGAAUGCUGCUGCGUGAACUGGAGACUACGGACAAUGGGAUCAAUUAAAAUUGAAUGUGUUUUGAAAGAGAAGUACUCAGUUGGAGAGAGUCCUGCAUGGGAAGAAAAACAUGGCACACUGCUGUAUGCUGACAUUACUGAACAGAAUGUUUACAGAUGGCAUCCUGAGAGUAACCAAGUGGAGAAAGUCCAUGUUGAUGCUUCGGUUGGAGCUGUUGUUCCCCGGCGUUCUGGUGGCUAUGUCCUGGCCAUCGGAAAACAGUUUGCCUUUCUGGACUGGGAGAACAAGAAGGUUACGGAUAUUGCACAGAUCGAUGACAAAAAAACAAACAUCAGAUUUAAUGAUGGCAAAGUGGAUCCUGCCGGACGUUUUCUUGCAGGCACCAUGGCAGUGGAGACUCAACCUGGGGAAUUUGAAAGGCAUCAGGGAGCUCUUUACACCUUGCAGACGAAUCACUCUGUCAUCAAACACUUUGAUCAAGUGGAUAUUUCCAAUGGUCUAGAUUGGUCACUGGAUCACAAGAUCUUCUAUUACAUAGACAGUUUGUCUUUUACUGUGGAUGCAUUUGACUACGACCUGCAGACGGGAAAGAUCUCUAAUCGGAGGGUUGUGUACAAACUUGAAAAAGAUGAAGCUAUUCCUGAUGGGCAGUGCAUUGAUAGCGAGGGAAAACUCUGGGUCGCCUGCUAUAAUGGUGGAAGAAUCCUUCGUAUCGACCCAGAGACAGGUAAAAGGAUCCAGACAGUGAAACUGCCUGUUAGUAAAACUACAUCCUGCUGCUUUGGAGGAAAAGAUUACUCUGACCUAUAUGUAACCACAGCUACCAAAAGAAUGGAUGAAGAAUCACUUCGGAAAGAGCCACUGGCUGGGGGCAUUUUUAAGGUUACUGGACUGGGUGUGAAGGGGAUUCCACCGUAUUCAUAUGCAGGAUAGAAUAUUUCCACUAGCAGAGAGACGCUAUGAACUAUAGUGGGGUUUGCAAAUACAGCAAGAAAUGUCGACAAAAUAAUACACGAUUGACUGAAAAAUGUAUUUUUGUUUCUAUUUCUCACAUAAACUGCACAAAUCUAAAGCUGGUCACUGUGGUGUCAAUUCUCAGAAUAAAAGUAUUCCUAACAA